Molecule: messenger RNA, 1860 nt
Organism: Aspergillus steynii IBT 23096
Lineage: Eukaryota; Fungi; Ascomycota; Eurotiomycetes; Eurotiales; Aspergillaceae
Exons: 8
Coding region: 1-1860 (619 amino acids)
Biological process (GO): DNA replication
Cellular component (GO): mitochondrial inner membrane
Molecular function (GO): DNA binding; copper ion binding; ATP hydrolysis activity
Source: RefSeq, a predicted model, not a curated record
AUGUUCGCCCGCCCAAUUUCCUCAUGGGGCCGGAUUCUGUCACCGGCAACGGGCUUCAAACCGUCCGGAUGUAAUGCAUCAAAGGGUUUGGACCUCGGAAAGAGGUACUUCAGUCGCAACCCACUCAUGAGAGAAAAUGCCGCCUCCACGCCCUUUAAUACCCCCCAGUCACAGAAGCGAAAUGCCUCUACAAUGUAUUAUACUGCGAGUCUUAUUCUGGGGACGGUUGCUCUUGCUUAUGGCUCUGUCCCUCUGUACAAGAUGAUCUGCCAACAGACUGGCUGGAACGGUCAGCCCGUCCUUACCCACCGCGGAGGAGACAACGAUACCUCAUCUCGUGUAAAACCCGUAACGGAUUCUCGCCGUCUUCGAAUCACGUUCAAUGGCUCGGUUUCAGACGUUCUGCCAUGGAAAUUUACGCCACAGCAACGAGAAGUUCGAGUUCUCCCUGGUGAAACCGCAUUGGCUUUCUAUACCGCCACGAACAAGGGUCCUACGGAUAUCAUCGGGGUUGCGACAUACAGUGUCACGCCCGGACAGGUCGCUCCUUAUUUCAGCAAGAUCCAAUGCUUCUGUUUCGAAGAGCAGAAGUUGAAUGCUGGAGAAUCUGUGGACAUGCCGGUUUUCUUCUUCAUUGAUCCUGACUUCGCCAAAGAUCCGGCAAUGAAGGGCAUCGAUACCAUUACGCUCUCGUAUACAUUCUUCAGUAAGCUGCCCAGCCAAGAGAGCGCACAGUUGGAAAAAUACGCUAACAGCAAAACAGAAGCACGAUACGAUGAUAAUGGAUUCCAAGCUACAAAAAUGGCUCUUCUCGUUGACAAGUUGCGCCCGCGCUCUUUAGACGCUCUUUCAUACCAUCACGAUCUGUCGGCACGCCUAAAGUCGCUGGCUCAAAGCGGAGAUUUCCCUCACCUUCUCGUUUACGGACCGUCCGGUGCGGGCAAGAAAACCCGUGUGAUCGCAACGUUGAAGGAAUUGUACGGCCCCGGAGUCGAAAAGAUCAAGAUCGACGCUCGAGUCUUCCAGACGACGAGUAACCGGAAACUGGAAUUCAACAUCGUCUCCUCCAUCUACCACCUUGAGAUCACACCGUCCGACGUUGGCAAUUAUGACCGCGUCGUUGUCCAAGAACUUCUGAAAGAGAUCGCGCAGACCCAGCAGGUCGAUCUCUCGGCGAAGCAGCGGUUCAAGGUCGUCGUGAUCAACGAAGCAGAUCAUCUUACUCGCGAUGCCCAAGCUGCGCUGAGGCGGACCAUGGAGAAGUACAGUCCCAAUCUGCGGUUGAUUCUGCUGGCAAACAGCACCUCCAACAUCAUUGCUCCCAUUCGCUCGCGAACCCUGCUGGUUAGGGUUGCCGCGCCAACAGAAGAGCAAAUAUGUUCCGUCUUGAGCAAUGCCGGCAAGAAGGAAGGCUGGCCUGAGGCGACCGGGUUGAACAAGAGGAUAGCGAAGGACAGCCAACGGAAUCUUCGUCGGGCAUUACUCAUGUUCGAGGCCGUUUACGCUCAAAGCGAGAAAGUGACGGAUAAUACCCCCGUUCCCCCGCCCGACUGGGAGGCUCUUAUCGCCUUGACUGCAGACGAAAUUCUGGCCGAGCGGUCACCUGCUAGAUUGCUGCAGGUUCGCGCGCGGUUGUAUGAUCUUUUGACACAUUGCAUACCGCCUACUACCAUUAUCAAGACACUCACGUUCAACCUUAUCGUGAAGGUUGACGACGCGCUGAAGCCUGACGUGAUCAAGUGGUCGGCGUUUUAUGAGCACAGAAUCAAGCAAGGCAGCAAAGUUAUCUUUCACCUUGAAGCGUUUGUUGCCAAAUUUAUGCGUAUUUAUGAAAGUUAUUUGAUGGGCAUGGACUUCUAA